This is a messenger RNA of Phymastichus coffea, 3253 nucleotides long. RefSeq names its product zinc finger protein 865-like. The record is from RefSeq and is a predicted model, not a curated record. Gene Ontology annotation, molecular function: zinc ion binding. Bases 231 to 1643 code for a protein of 470 amino acids. The transcript has 7 exons. Gene Ontology annotation, cellular component: nucleus. NCBI's taxonomy places the organism in Eukaryota, Metazoa, Arthropoda, Insecta, Hymenoptera, Eulophidae.
UACUAGAUCAACCCCAUUGAACAUUUAUUGUUUAUUUUUAUUGAAAUCGUCUUGUUAGUUUUUUUUUAUAUUUGCGUUGUCGCGAAAGUAGACGAAUAUUGAUUAUUCGGAUACAUAGCCUAAAAUGUAGUAAAGUAUCGGAAAAACUAUGUGAAUUAUUCAGUAAUAUAAAAUCAUAACCUAAUGAUACUAGUAAAGAUACAAAUAUAGGGAUAGACAUACGUUUGAAAAUGGCAAUAAAUGAAGAUUUUAAUUUCGAUGAGUUGUGUAGACUCUGCUCACUCAAAAGUAAUCAACAUAUGCAAAUAUUUGACAAAGAAGGCGAGCAAAGACAAUUGUUGUUUAAAAUACGUUCUUGUAUACCAACAGUGAUAACAAAAGAAGAUGCAUUACCCAAAAAUAUUUGUCAAAGAUGCAUGUACAAAUUAGAUAUGUUUUAUGAAUUUCGGAUAAAUUGCAUGACUACUGAAUCAGUUUUGAAAAAUUACGCAGAUAGUUUAAAACCCCUUGCUUCAAUGAAUAAUCAGACCAGCGAGAAAGAUAAAAUGUCAAACGGCCAACACAACCAGCGCUCGGCUUACGUAGAAGCGCACGCCGUUGCCCAUGCGGCCGUUCAGCAGCAUAUGGCACAGCAGGCCGCCCAGGCGAGGCUACUGACAAGUCCUGUCACUUCUGCCACACCGCAAGCUCCGAAUCCGACUUUCACGCUGCCUGACGACGGGCUUGGCUACGACGAUGGUGUACGCGUGUUGCGCUCCAUUGGCACCUGGUCUCCAGAUUAUUCGUCUGCCAUGAGGCCAGGAGCUGUAAUGUCAGCCUUUCCAGGAGCUACGGAACCUCAAUUUGUAAAUAAUAGAAUACCCUCAGCACCCAUAAAUCACCAACAACCUCUUCGUAAUGGCAGUAACGCAAAUAGCAGACCGGGCUCAGUCUCAAAAGCAACCAACACUGGUGAACCUACAUCGAAAGCGUUCUCUUGUACAGUUUGUGGCAAAGGCUUGGCGCGUAAAGACAAGCUUGUGAUUCAUAUGCGAAUCCACACAGGUGAAAAGCCAUAUUCCUGUGAAGUUUGUGGCAAAGCAUUCGCGAGAAGGGAUAAACUGGUCAUUCAUAUGAACAAAUUGCGACAUCGGCCAGGCACUGGCUCACUAUCGACGCCAACAAGUAAUAGUUUGCACAAUGAACAGCAGCAGCAAUCGCAGCAGACAUCUCAACAACAGCAGCAAUCCCAGUCGCAACAGUCUCGUCCUGAUAAUAUUCAGAAAUCGAAAGAAGAAACCGUUAGUUGGGCUUGUGAACUUUGUGGUCGAGUACUAGCUACAAGAGAAGAGUGGUCUCAACACGCAAGGUCACAUCUAGAAGCAUCUGGUCCACCUCAACACGCGGCAGCCUACUUUCCAAGCUCGAUGCCACCACCUCAACCGUACUCAUCUGAAAGGCACCACUGCAUGAUGUGUCGUACAGAUUUCACGGACAAAACGGAAUUUCUUCUGCAUGUACGUUCGCACUUUGAGCCACAUGCAUCUCAUCAACAGGCAGCAUUAGCAGCUGCCGCUGCUGCAGCAUCAAACAAGCAUCAAGACCCCGCAACUGCUGAACUCAUCGCUCGUGGUCUUGUUGAUCCUUCCGGUUUAUGUAGCUAGAACCGAGCUCGUCGGCAGCCAAACUAUGUGCCCUCGAUUCGAGUUCUACUGUAAAUUAGAGCUAGGAUUUCAGAUUUGCGCUGACAGUCGAUAAAGCUACAAGCUAUAUUUGGACUGUUGACAUUUUUUUUGGCAGACAAGAGAUUUGCUUUUUGCGUAGCCAUCAGUUAGUGUUUUCCACUAGAAACUAAUAUAGCUGUUAUCAUUUUUAACAGUAACUAUUUUCACUGUUCAAAUUAUAUUUUUAUUUUGAUCAAAUUGCAAGAUUUCAUAUAAACUGUCUCUGCUUUAGAAAAUGUAGAAUUUAUUUUUUAUGAAUAUAAAUGUACUUAUUUUGAUGCGAAUCAUAUUCAGGGCCGUGCAUUUUUUUUUAUAAUUAGAGUUGCAUAAUAAUCUGAUGAAAAGAAGCAAAACGUUACUUCAAAAUAUAGGUAUACAUAUUUCUACAUAGAACAGAAAUCAAUGACAAUUUUUUUUACAUUUUAUGCCUCAUUUACUUAUUGUGAUUUUAAUUGUAAUACUUCGUUACUGCUUUGACUGUGGCUAAAACUUCAAGUCAUUCAAAGAUAUCUUAAAGCAUUUUAUUUGAAGUAUUGUUUCCAUAAUAUAAUAUUUUACUAACAAAAAUUAACGAUUGUAGAGAUUUCAAUGUGAACAACGAAAUUGAUAUUUACUUGUUAUUUACAUACGAUUAUAGUUUUAUCCAAAAUAAGAUUGUUUUGUUUAACUAUUCAUUUUAAAUAUAAACUGUAAAUAUGAUAGUUACUUUAAUCACAUAUUGAAAACAUACCUUUCUGAAUUAGGAAAAAUAUCUUGAAGUAUAAUUCAAACAACUUAAGAUGAAAAUCUUUUUACUCUGUAUAAAAAAUUAAAUUCUAAACAUUUAGAUAUUGCUGGAGAGUUAUAAUUUUUUCCAAUUGUUAUUAAAGCUUUAACAAAAUAAAGUAUAUUUAUCAAGCAUUUCCUUCCAUUCGAAUAAGCGUAUUUGCAACAAGUAGUAAUAUAUGUUGUUUUGAAGAUUUUUGUUAUUUUUCUGCAUAAUACAGUAUUCUAUGUAAGAGAUUAUUGUGCCUCCUUCCUCGCAAUAAGUAUUUCCAUUUUUAUUUUUUCAUGUGAUCAGUUAAAUUUCUGCGUAUAAAUAUAAAAAUGUUACCAUUCACAAACGAUUUGUUUUUAUGGAAAUUAUACUAAGGUCGUGAAAAUAUAUGUGGAACAUUUGUGCAAUGAUUAUUGCAAAAAAUUGUAUUGAAAAAUUGCAUUCAAUUGUUGAAUGAUAUAUGUACAUAUGGAUCUUGUGAGAUAAAACGUGUAUGUUUUUACGGUGCCUUUUGCUUAAAAUUGUCAUUUUAAUACAAAUUCAAGCAUAAUGAGGAGGCACUCAUUUGCAAGAAAUUUGAGAGAAAUUUAACACCUCUGACAUUUACAAUUAUCUAUAAUAUAAACUGCCAUACUUUUAUGAACUGCUGUAGAAACAAUCUUGUACUGACAUGUAUUACUUUCCUACCAAUGGCUGAAUAUAAAAAGUGCUCUAAACUGAGUCAAUGAGCGACUGCCAUAACCACGAUAAUGAUAUAUGUCUAUUGUAUCCUUAUAAAUAAAUCUGAUCAAAA